Messenger RNA from Lindgomyces ingoldianus, 804 nucleotides. RefSeq lists its product as uncharacterized. The record is from RefSeq and is a predicted model, not a curated record. The transcript has a single exon. The coding region runs from base 1 to 804 and encodes 267 amino acids. Lineage: Eukaryota; Fungi; Ascomycota; Dothideomycetes; Pleosporales; Lindgomycetaceae.
AUGUCGACUUUCUUCUCCCUGUCCCGUGAACUCCGCGACCAAGUCUACAAAACCGUGCUCUUCACACCAUCCCCUUGUCCCUCAUCACCAGACGAUUGCCGCACUACUCAUUACAGCAUCAGAGACCCCACUGAAGGGGGCAAUCUUGGCUACAAGUGCGUUGCCUAUGCCCGGCCUCAAAUAUCCAGCUCAUCUCUCCUCAUAAACCGGCAAAUUUAUUCUGAAGCCUGCGAAAUCCUCCAUGGGGUCAUCCGCGUGAACAAGCUAGUGUACAGGCUUGAUUGCAUCGUGGAAAAUAUCGGACGGCUUUAUGCGACUCCAACUUUGAUUCCAGCGAUCACACCCAGAGUCAACCGGCUCGAAAUCACUCUCCGCUUCUUCGGCAGCUAUGAGCUUCAAAGGGGCUGCGCGGCGCUUUGGCGUUACAGUCUUGUCUGCAUGCUGAACGAGUUCCUAACGAAAGGGCCCUGGCUCCCAUUUCCACCUAAAAAUUGGAAUGAAAAGAGGAUUGACGUCGACACUAUCACUGUGGAUAUCUUGACGGUCCCAUCGGUGCCGCAAUGGAUAGCGGCGAGUUCUUUGUUAGUCAGGCCGAAUGAGGGAGGACGGAGGCCUGCGGGUCAAGAAGCGGGACUGAGGAUGGUAGAAAGAGAACUUAGCGGGGUGUUUGACACGCCGCCUAGCAUGGUGAGAGAUAAUGAGAUCUUGUGUGAACAAGUUCGCUGGAUCAGGUCGUUGGAUGAUGGGCAGCUGAGAAGGGAAUGGGACAUGCGAGAAAUUAAAUUAAAAUACGGGCUUUUGUAA